Acanthisitta chloris (rifleman) is the source of this 1182-nucleotide messenger RNA. RefSeq names its product chemokine (C-C motif) receptor 9 (gene CCR9). The transcript has 2 exons. Gene Ontology annotation, biological process: chemotaxis; G protein-coupled receptor signaling pathway; immune response. Lineage: Eukaryota; Metazoa; Chordata; Aves; Passeriformes; Acanthisittidae. Gene Ontology annotation, molecular function: chemokine receptor activity. The record is from RefSeq and is a predicted model, not a curated record. The coding region runs from base 1 to 1182 and encodes 393 amino acids. Gene Ontology annotation, cellular component: membrane.
AUGGCAGUUGCAAGCAUAGUCACCCACACUAGCAAGACCAGCCUGGAUUACUACAGGAAUGACAGCAUGGUGCUAUCCCUAUGUGGAAACCCAGUGAACAACACAGACUUCAUGUGUGACAAAAGGCAGGUCAGGCAGUUCAUUCAAGCCUUCCUACCAGUGUGUUUCUGGCUCAUCUUCUCUGUGGGCACAGUGGGAAAUACCUUGGUCGUGAUCGUCUAUUGCAAAUACCACUUCAGGAGGAGCGUGACGGAUCGGUACCUGUUGCACCUAGCCAUUGCAGACCUGCUCCUCCUUUUCACCCUCCCCUUCUGGGCCAAGGCUGCUUCCGAUGGCUGGGUCUUCAAGGACUUCAUGUGCAAAGUUGUCAACAGUACGUACAAGAUCAACUUCUACGGCUGCAGCUUCUUUCUGACCUGCAUCAGCUUUGACAGGUACAUCACUAUUGUCCAGGCGAUAAAAGCUAAAGCUUCUAAGCGACGGCGGCUCCUGCGCAGCAAACUCCUGUGCUUGGCUGUCUGGCUGACGUCUGUCAGCCUGUGCAUCCCAGAAAUUAUAUACAGCCAAAGCACACAGGUGGGUGACAUAACAGUUUGCAAAAUUACAUACCCACCAAACGUCACCAUGAUCUUCACAGUUACUGUCCUGGCCUUGAAAGUCACAAUUGGGUUCUUCCUCCCGCUCCUUGUCAUGGUUAUUUGUUACACCCUUAUCAUCAACACCCUGCUACAAACCAAAAGAUCCCAAAAGCAGAAGUCACUGAAGAUCAUCACCAUGAUCAUCACUGCUUUCCUCCUCUCUCAGUUCCCAUACAAUAUUGUUUUGCUGGUCAAAGCAAUCAAUACCUAUACCAGGGCAGCAUGCAAUUGUCAGGCUGCCAACCAGCUGGACAUUGGGCUGCAGGUCACCCAGAGCAUCGCCUUCCUGCACAGCUGCCUCAACCCCUUCCUCUACGUCUUUGCUGGUGUGAGGUUCAGGAUGGCGCUGGGCAGGAUGAUGCAGAGCAGUGGCUGCUGCCAAAGGAAGGGCCAAGAGCAGUUCUCCUCUGCCUGCAACAGCCAGGAGCCCAGCUCCAGCUGCUCCAUUGCCAUGCUGGGGAGGCAGCGGGUGAAGAACUCUCUGAUCCUCAGCACUCAGUUGACCUCCUCUGUUAUGUCCCCUCCUUGCCAAGGCCUCUCGUAA